Plasmodium vinckei vinckei is the source of this 447-nucleotide messenger RNA. RefSeq names its product conserved Plasmodium protein, unknown function. NCBI's taxonomy places the organism in Eukaryota, Apicomplexa, Aconoidasida, Haemosporida, Plasmodiidae. The transcript is spliced from 3 exons. The record is from RefSeq and is a predicted model, not a curated record. Bases 1 to 447 code for a protein of 148 amino acids.
AUGUCGAACACAAUUUAUUUGAACGAAAAAAAAACAGAAGGAAAGUAUUUUUAUCCCAAUGGAAACAUAUACAUAGGGGAAUUUAAAAAUAAUAAAUUUCAUGGACAUGGCUCGUUAAUUUUUAAGGGGAAAGGAGAAUACAAAGGGAUAUGGGAAAACGGAAAAAGUAUUAGUGGGAAUUAUUAUUUUAAUGAUGGCUUAAAAUAUGAAAACACAUGGGAUUAUUUAACUGAUUUCCCAUAUUUUUAUAAUGAAGAAAUAAAUAAAAAUGAAAUUAUUUAUCAAAAAGAAAAAAGAAAUGAAUAUUUAGACAAUAUAUACGAUAUAGGUGAUGGAUACUAUAAAAUCGAUGAAAAUUGUGUGUAUACUUUUGAGGAUAACAAGGAAAUAAGGAGAGUAAAUGCGCGUGAAAAAAAUUGGAUAAAGGAUCAUUGUGCUAAAUAUUGA